This is a messenger RNA of Eucalyptus grandis, 2890 nucleotides long. Its product is annotated as transcription factor TCP4. The transcript has 2 exons. The record is from RefSeq and is a predicted model, not a curated record. Gene Ontology annotation, biological process: regulation of secondary shoot formation. Gene Ontology annotation, cellular component: nucleus. Gene Ontology annotation, molecular function: sequence-specific DNA binding; DNA-binding transcription factor activity. Lineage: Eukaryota; Viridiplantae; Streptophyta; Magnoliopsida; Myrtales; Myrtaceae. Bases 1213 to 2460 code for a protein of 415 amino acids.
UCUGAUUAGCUAGCCGCGAGAGAAAUGAUUUGUGCUUUGUAAAGGAGAAGAGGGUUGAAAAUGAAAAUUGUCAGAGCUGACUCAGAUGAGAUGAUUGAGUGGGGGUUAGAAUAGGGGUCGAGUCCUUUUUGACUGGUGUCUGCCUCUUUUGCGCGUGUAGGCUGUCAAAAGAAACCCAAAGAACCCUCUCGGAGAUAUUAAUCUCCCCUCUCUGAUGGAAUCUGCCACCUUCAUCAGUGGCAUCGUCAAGGGAGAGAGAGAGAAAUACUCUGAUCCACCACCUUGACUUGCAAUUACUGAAGGCUCUCUCACCCUCCUGUCGCUCCAGGAGACUUCCCUUUUGAGUAUUUGUGCUGUUCCCAGUUGUGGUUUGGUCAAGUGGGUAUUGACCCAAAGGUACUUGUCUUGGUUAGUACAAAUUGCGCAUAGAAGCGGCCAAGUCAUCAAAAGCUGUGUACUAACUGAACCAAGCAACAGAGGAAAGAGAAACUGAGCGUGAGAGAGAUGGGUUAGAGGGUGAUGUUGAGAAAGAAGUGAGAGUGGCUCAUCUUUUUCUAAAGUCUCUGGUUCUGGUUCCGUUUUGAGGAGUUGGGGCUGGGAAGGGUGAGAAAGAUGGAAGUGGAAGACCUGGAUGACUGCAGACACUUUUGCGAGAGAGAGCACCAAAAGCAGCUUCCAGAUUUCACAGAGCUCGUUGCAGAUCAAUAAAGGCUAAGUUGCAAGUAUUCUCUCCCUCUCCCUCUCCCUCUCCCUCUUUCUCUCUCUCUCUCUCUCUCUCUCUCUCUCUCUCUCUGUCAUCAUCGAAAGCUGGAAGAAGAAGAGGAAAAGCACGAGGGCCUGAGUCUGGAUCCUCAAAGGAAUCAACACUAUCAUCACUUUUAUCAUCAUCUUCAGCACAAUCCUCUUCAGAACUCAAGGCAUGUAGGGCAAGAAGCUCAAGAACAAGACCAAGAAGCAGAGGAAGAAGAGCAAGAACAGAAUCAAGAAUCGGCAAAGCAACACCACCACCACCACCAGCUAGACGCUCACCAACUGUAUUUUCUCGGCACACAAGCCCAACAAGACCACCCCCAGAGUUUCUGCUAUGGAAGAUUAGAGGAAGAGACCACUCAAUCUUCACAGCAACAAGCGCAGCCACCCAAAAAGAGGUCCUAUAAUCCCUCCUCAGCCCCACUAGCCUUCGCUGACCAGACCUCCGAAUAUGCAAGAAAAAUGGGAGACAACCACCAUCCCCAACAGGCGGCCGCUACUUCUUCACGAUUGGGAAUGAGGAGAGGCGGCGGCGGUGCAGGAGAGAUCGUGGAGGUCCAAGGAGGCCACAUUGUUCGGUCCACCGGGAGGAAGGACCGGCACAGCAAGGUGUGCACCGCCAAGGGGCCGAGGGACCGCCGCGUGCGGCUGUCGGCCCACACCGCCAUCCAGUUCUAUGACGUCCAGGACCGGCUCGGUUACGACCGCCCGAGCAAGGCCGUGGACUGGCUCAUCAAGAAGGCCAAAACCGCCAUUGACGAGCUCGCCGAGCUCCCUGCUUGGAAGCCUACCGCCACCGCCGCCGCGACCCGUCAUCCGCAGGCAACGGAUGAGCGGGAGAGCCCGGUGGAUAUCCACCAGGCGGCUGUGGACGCGGCGGCGGACGAUAUCCGAAAUUUGCAGCAGCAGCAGCAGCAGCAGCAGCAGCAACAAAUCAACAGCCACCACCAGAGCAACCCCAACACCACCAGCUUCCUACCUCCAUCUCUGGACUCGGACUCCAUCGCCGACACAAUCAAGUCGUUCUUCCCGAUGGGCGUCAACCCUGCCGACGCCCCACCGCCACCACCGUCGUCCGUGCAGUUCCAGAGCUACCACCACCACCACCAACACCCACCGGAUUUGUUGUCAAGAACCAGUAGCCAGAGCCAAGAUCUUCGCCUCUCCCUGCAAUCGUUCCAAGACCCUGUCUUGCUGCGACCCCAGUCGCACGACCAUCAUGUCGUCUUCUCCGGAACUCCGCAGCUAGGGUUUGAUUCGUCGCCCGCCGCUUCUCUGUGGCCUUCCGAGCACACCCACCACAACACCAACCCAGCUUCAGACAUCGGAAGGUACCACAGGAUUGCGCCGUGGAGCGUAGGCGGAAGCAACGGUGGCGGAGGCGGCGGCGGGUUCAUGUUCUCCCCGCCGCCGCCUGAGGCGGCCACAGCGGCGGCGCAGCCGCUGUUUGGCCAAGGCCAGCUUUUCACACAGAGGGGACCCCUUCAGUCCAGUAACUUGCCCGUGAUUCGUGCUUGGAUCGACCCGACACUAUCAUCGUCCGAUCAUCAUCACCAAAUGCAGCAUUCCAUCCAUCCAAUUUCACCCUCCGGAUUUGCGUCCGGCGUGUUCCCCGGGUAUCACAUUCCGGCACGGAUCCAAGGGCAAGACGGAGAGCACGACGGCAUUCUCGACAAGCCGUCCUCUGCUUCCUCCGAUUCCCACCAUUGAACCAGAGCAUUAAAAAAAACAGAAACUCAACUUUCUCUCCCUGAUUGCAGGAAAACGUUGUCAGCAAUAAUUGUGCUUUUCCUGAUCAAGACGAACAAGAACGAGCAACUUUAGCAGAUUGGUAGCUGGGAGAGAAAUUGGGUACAUUUGGAGUUUGAUGGUGAAGCAAAACCACAUGGGAGGGAAAUUCUCAAGAGAUUUCAUCAUCUCGGGCGUUUUCAAUCCCUGGUUUGUUUUACGUAUCUAUAUGUUGGUACUGUUUCUAGCACUUUUUUCCACUGUCACGUUCAAGUUGGCUGUAUUGACAUUUGAGCUCAACUUUCGUUUGAUGUUUUGACUCUAUUUUGAACUUGGACCAGUAUGUGUUUCUGUUCCCAGAGUUGAUGUAUGUCAUUCCUGUUCGCUUUUUAGUGAAGCGGUUGUGCUGUAA